UCGAAGCCAACGCGUUUAUUUGUAGCAUUUUUCCUCACCGGCCCGAUGGAGCACUGAGUUCUGAUCAUCUUCUCUAAUGGCGUUACCGAUGUGGAGGAGAGCUUCCAUCCAAACCCUUAGGGCAGGGGCGCGCUGGCUCUCGACCUCGUCGGUUCCUUCGAGGAGGUUCGCGGCGGUGUGGGGGAAUGGAGAUUAUGGGAGAUUGGGCCUUGGCGGGUUGGAAUCGAGAUGGAGACCAACCGUGUGUGCAUUCUUCCAGGAUGAUGAUCCCCCCGUCUCGAUCGCAUGUGGUGGCGCUCAUACCCUCUUCUUAACUGAAAGCGGGCGUGUUUAUGCGAGCGGAUUGAACAAAUUCGGGCAGCUGGGGAUAAACGCUGGAACUAGUCAUGUGCUGGAGCCUGUUGAAGUUUAUGGAUUUUCUGAGAAGGUUGUAGAGAUUUCAGCUGGUUACCAUCAUUCUUCUGCUAUCACUGAGGAUGGGAAACUCUUUACAUGGGGGAAUAACUCCUGCGGGCAGCUUGGUCUCGGAAAAAGGGCAGGCAGCAUUGUUUCUACUCCAACUAUGAUUGAUUGUUUAGCUGACAUAAAAGUGUCAAAGGUUGCAUUGGGUUCAGAGCACUCAAUAGCUAUCACAGAUGAAGGCGAAGUCUUGAGCUGGGGAGCUGGUGGCUCUGGCAGACUUGGUCAUGGACAUCAGUCCAGCUUUUUGGGAUUUUCAAUGAUUUCAAGUGAAUAUACUCCAAGACUGAUUAAGAAUUUCGAAGGAAUGAAGGUUAGAAGAAUUGCCGCUGGAAUGUUGCAUUCAGCCUGCAUCAAUGAGCAAGGCUCAGUGUUUAUCUUUGGAGAAAGAACAAUCAAUAAGCUGGGUUUUGGUGAAGCGAAGAACGCCACAAGACCACUUGUUGUCGAACAACUUCCAUUUUCUGAAGAAGUUGCUUGUGGUGGUUAUCACACUUGCGUAGUAACAAAUGAAGGAAAAUUGUUCACAUGGGGCUCAAAUGAGAAUGGUUGCCUUGGUCUUGGGUAUUGUUGCAUCAUCUAUUCCAUGGACAUAGUCCGCACUCCUCAGGAUCUAAGGAGUUCUUUGCUGAAAUUUCGUAUCUCUCAGGUAUCCUGCGGUUGGAAGCAUACAGCUGCAAUUUCUGAGUGUGUGUUGUCAGGCGGCAAUAUCUAUACUUGGGGCUGGGGAGGGGCGAAUGGGACAUUUUUUGAAGAUGGCCAUUCCUCUGGAGGACAACUGGGGCAUGGGAAUGAUGUUGACUGUUUUGAGCCUAUGAUGGUUAGUAUGGAUCAGCAUGUUAAGGCAUUGCAGAUAUCAUGUGGAUUCAACCAUACUGGCGGUAUAUUUGAGCAUAGCCAGGACUGAGGUUCAGGAUUCAAUGGAUGGAUCCAAGACGUGAGAUUUCCAGAAGACCAGUAUUUAUUAAUGAAACGAGGAAGGUUUUGCUUCACUGCGUAUACAUUCUCUUUCCUUUUGUUAUAGGGUGUUACAUAUGUGUAUAAUGUACAACCUAUCACCAUUUUAUAGGAAAGCAUUUAGGCUUUCAAUGCUGGUGAUGUUGAACAUCACAUAAUCAAAUAAAGGUUACAUUUAAUUGUAAUUUGUCAUUGAUGUACUUCCAAUUACCAAAUAUAUUAACUUGUAAUACUUGAUACAUAACAAGUUAUUCUUUUUUCUAAUGACA
This is a messenger RNA of Dioscorea cayenensis subsp. rotundata (Guinea yam), 1685 nucleotides long. Its product is annotated as ultraviolet-B receptor UVR8. NCBI's taxonomy places the organism in Eukaryota, Viridiplantae, Streptophyta, Magnoliopsida, Dioscoreales, Dioscoreaceae. The coding region runs from base 77 to 1366 and encodes 429 amino acids. The record is from RefSeq and is a predicted model, not a curated record. The transcript is spliced from 15 exons.